Messenger RNA from Brenthis ino (lesser marbled fritillary), 1509 nucleotides. The record is from the annotation of a GenBank genome assembly. Lineage: Eukaryota; Metazoa; Arthropoda; Insecta; Lepidoptera; Nymphalidae.
AUGUGUGUCACUUUUGUGUGUGUUACUUUUGUGACUCAUGUCGCGUUUGCGGAAGAGAAGGUCGUCAUGUGCUACUAUGGAACCUGGGCGACAUAUAGGAGUGGCUUGGGCAAAUUUGACGUUGCCGACAUCAACAUAGACUUAUGCACACACAUAAUUUACACGUUCGCUGGAAUCGAUUCUCAAGGAAAUGUUAUUUCAUUAGAUCCGUACUUAGAUUUGCCUGAUAAUUCGGGAAAAGAUAACUUUCGAAAAUUCACUUCACUUAAACAUCAAAAUCCAAACCUAAAAACUAUAUUGGCAGUUGGAGGAUGGAAUGAAGGAUCUGCAAAGUAUUCAACAAUGGCAGCAAGUUCGGCACUUAGAAAGAAUUUCAUAGUUAGUGCAUCAAAAAUUGUCCAAGAGUACGGCUUCGAUGGCUUGGACCUUGACUGGGAAUACCCUAACCGUCGCGAUUCUGUCAACGGUCAGAAAGAUGUAAAUAAUUUCUCACAACUUUUAAAAGAAUUAAGAGAAGAAUUUGAAAAACAUGGACUAAUAUUAACGGCUGCAGUAUCUUCGGUAAAGGAUGCAGCAUCUCUAUCUUAUGACAUACCUACUAUUGUUCAAUAUUUGGACUUUGUAAAUAUAAUGACAUAUGAUAUGCAUGGCGCUUGGGAUGGAGAAACAGGACACAAUGCUCCACUUCAUAAGGGCCAAGGAUAUGAAAAUGUAGCCAAAGAUCAAGUAUACUCUGUAGAUGUUGCUUUGGAAUAUUGGCUUGGACAAGGUUGUCCACCUGAAAAGUUAGUCCUCGGCUUACCAUUAUAUGGCCAAACAUUUCAAUUAACCAAUGCCAAUAACAACGGUGUAAGAGCUCCGUCUAAUGGACCAGGAAUUGCUGGCCCUUAUACUGCCACUAACGGAAUUCUUGGUUACAAUGAAUAUUGUCAAAAAUUUCGAAAAGAAAUUUGGGAGCAGCAGUACGACGCCUUGGCCAAAGUACCUUACGCUAUUCAAGGACAAAAUUGGGUGUCCUACGAUGAUGCUGAUUCCCUUACAGCCAAAAUUGAUUAUGCUUUAAAAUAUAAUAUAUCUGGAGUUAUGGUGUGGAGCAUUGAGACAGAUGAUUUUCAUGGAAUAUGUGAUAGUGAAGAUUUUCCCUUACUUAGAUCUAUAAAUAGAGCUGUAGGACGAUCUAUUUUGCCUCCUCCUACUUUGACGCCACCGAUAUCAUCAACGACCGUUACGACUACGCCAAUAUCUACAACUAUAUCUGAAAAUCCAAAUACUACAGUGGUUAUAACAACCGUCCCUCCGACUACUUCAGAAAACCCUGAAGAACUUAUAACUUGUGAAUUUGAAGGGUUUAUGAGAAACCCGUUUGAUUGUACGUCUUUUUAUAUCUGCGUUGCAGAUUUAAAUGGAGGAUUGGUACCAAAACUUUUCCAAUGCCCAGUUACCCUAUAUUGGGAUCAAGAACGCAAAUAUUGUAACUACCCUGAUCAAGUUCAGUGUGACAUCAGAUAU